AUGGCUAAGCUCGUCUUCACAGCCUGGAAGACGAAGUCGCAGUUGCUCGAUGUGCGAAACGAGUUUUACCCGUUGCCCUCGUAUGAUGGGCCGGACAUGCGCUCGCACGCUUGCGCGACGGUUGAGGCGUGGAAGUUGAGAGGCAAUGUGCCGCACCAUGUUGAGGCUACGGCAUUGUUGACGGAUGCCAUUUUGCACGAUGAUGUACAGCGCAAUUCGAUAUUUUCAAUCCGGGCAACGUACUCGGCUGCUUUUUGUCGUUUUGUCACAGGGCUUGUGGACACAAAGAUUCACGGCCAGCGCAAGACCAUGUUCCAGCGUGCCGUGGACCUUGGCCUCCCUGCCUCCUUUGUUGAGCUGCGGCACGAAGCGACGCAUCGUGAGCCGCCGUCCUUGGUCGUCCUGCGUAAAGCAUCACAGCGCUCGCUAGAGUGGCUGUGGGAAAACUACUGGGCCACCAUUGAUAGCGAUGAAUUGGGCGGUGCCCGAGACGUUUCUCGGGAUGACAGCGUUUCCAUCGUUAUGAAUCUGAGAAACGCGGUGCAGAAGUUGACUUCUGAGUCUGGUUGCAUGGAUCCCGCUAGAAAAAAGCGCAAACGAGACCAGGAAGAUGCAGUUGCGGAUCGGCUGGUCUCCAUUUGUGCUAUUUCAAGCGAGGCAUCGAGCCCGGGGGUGCAUCUUUUGCCUCGGGUUUUGUUAGAUGAGGGAGUGUUGGUGGACUCGGAGCGCAAACUAGGGGAAUCUAUGAAUGCGGUCUUCAAGAAGUGGGACCCUAUCCUGCAGAAAGUCACGAACAAUCAGCCUACAUUCUUGAUGCUUUUGUCUGAGGAGCUGGUGCAUGACCUUGUGCUUGACCCAGUUCGCGACUCACUCACAGAUCCCAGAGCAGAGGCUCUCUUCCUGUGGUUGGAGCACCUGUUGACAUCAUCUAGCUGGGGUUCUCAACAAUCAUUCUGCCCUCGUGGUUACAUUCUAAGCAUUUGCAGCGAGAACCCAACUCACUGGGCCAAGAUGUUGAGCGGAGAGUUACAGAAGCAAAAGAGUUUCUGUGAGAAACUAUCUAUUGAUGGCUCGAUGUCUAAAGAUCAAAAAAAUGGAUCCUCAAAGGCAAAUAUUCACACUAGCCCCGAUAAUAUUGCCGAGAAACUUUGGGAACAUGGCUGGGGUCCGGUGGAGAAAUGGGACAGUCGACCUUUGGGGGUGACAUCGGCUAACUACGUUGGCAUUGUUUAA
Penicillium macrosclerotiorum is the source of this 1233-nucleotide messenger RNA. Its product is annotated as rRNA-processing protein LAS1. Gene Ontology annotation, molecular function: endonuclease activity. The transcript has 4 exons. NCBI's taxonomy places the organism in Eukaryota, Fungi, Ascomycota, Eurotiomycetes, Eurotiales, Aspergillaceae. Gene Ontology annotation, cellular component: Las1 complex; preribosome, large subunit precursor. Gene Ontology annotation, biological process: maturation of 5.8S rRNA; maturation of LSU-rRNA. The record is from RefSeq and is a predicted model, not a curated record. Bases 1 to 1233 code for a protein of 410 amino acids.